AUGAUGCUCUUCAGCAAGACAUCCCCAGAAGUUCCGUCUCGUUUCGCCCGUGUCGUCUUCGAAGCAUUGCCGCUGACCGAAGCCUCGCCUAACAUCGACGACAUCCUUACCGAGACUGAUAUCUCCUUAUCGCCAAACGUUUCCUACCAUGACAGGUCUCAGCUUACACCCAGCAUAUUGAGGUACCUUCUUGGACGCUACGAACGCUGCAUCACGCCUCAGUAUGCUGUAUUCGUGCCUCAGCUCCUGAGCCACGACGGAGCAAGUUUCAAGAAGUUGCCCGAGUCUUCCAAGUUCAAAACUCUCAUGGCAUGUGGCAUCGCUGCCGCUCGAGAAUCUUAUCGAACUCCCGGCUGGAAGACUCUCGCGCAAAUAUGUCGGAAUUGGGCAAAUGAGUUGGUCACGCCGAUAAUCUCAGCCGGGGACAGUGAUACUCUGACGGCUGUUCUCCUUCUUCUCAUCUAUGAGUUGGCCGAGCCGAGCAGGGGCGUCACCUGGGAACUACUCGACCUCGCUGCGCGCACAUGCCUGCAGCUCGGAUGGCACCAAGCUCCUCUGAUCCCAAUUGCGGGGCGAGCUGAACAUGACGAUGGCCAAGAAAAUAUCGAAGGAGUCCACAUUUGCGGUCGCGAUGAGAUCCGUCUAAUGUCAGUUCUACGGAAGAUCGAAGGACCCAGUAUGCUGAGUGGUUCCAAACUGCCGACUACCUCUGAGAGCGAGACUCUGUACAAUCUAUACGCUCAAAUUUCUGACCAGCUUUAUGGCCGAGGUCGUGUGUACGAAGCUCAAGGAUGUCCAUUCGUUGGCGAGGUGGAAACACUGAUGCAUCUUCUCGACACCUUUCAUACACAACACCCAGCCGCCAAAGAGACCUGGAUUUCCUUCCUCCCGGUCUGCUUUGCUCAUAAGCAGUGCCUGUUCUGUUUUCAGGAAGCUGAUGAGGACAAUGCCAGAGGCAUGAAGAGUCUGAGGCGCAAAGUUGUGAGCCAGGCAUCCCAACUGAUUUCCACCGUUCACACCUGUGCCUCGUCGCCGCAUGAUUUCAUCCCGCCAAUCAUAGCUAGCUCUAGAGCCUUCAUCGCAGGAUGCUCCAUUGCGACGAGCAUCUCGAAGAAAUGGACACCCGCACAGUCGCACGCAAAAGAUUUGAUAAAAUGCACAGAGAUUCUUGCUCUCUUUGCACCGCACUGGAAAGGUGGCGACGACUAUCUAAGCGUUUGGAGAACUAUUAUCAACGUCCUUAAGUUGGAGUAG
Messenger RNA from Colletotrichum destructivum, 1254 nucleotides. RefSeq lists its product as uncharacterized. The transcript has 3 exons. Bases 1 to 1254 code for a protein of 417 amino acids. The record is from RefSeq and is a predicted model, not a curated record. Lineage: Eukaryota; Fungi; Ascomycota; Sordariomycetes; Glomerellales; Glomerellaceae.